Chlorella variabilis is the source of this 1415-nucleotide messenger RNA. RefSeq lists its product as hypothetical. Gene Ontology annotation, molecular function: protein binding. NCBI's taxonomy places the organism in Eukaryota, Viridiplantae, Chlorophyta, Trebouxiophyceae, Chlorellales, Chlorellaceae. The transcript is spliced from 12 exons. The record is from RefSeq and is a predicted model, not a curated record. The coding region runs from base 66 to 1415 and encodes 449 amino acids.
CUUCGCGCCAAAUCAAGUGUUCAUCCAAUCGGGACGCUUACCAGGCCGUGGUGCGGAGAACCGACAUGAGUGCAGUUCUUAUGGCAGCCCCUUUCAUCGAGGCUGGCCGCGUGAGCCGCGUCCUUCCACGCAGCAGCGCAGCCGCCGUGGCGGUGCAGUGUCAGGCGGAGCAGCAGCCGCACGCCACCGCUGCCGGCGUUUCCGCAGUUCCAGCCACCCUCGGUCGUCGCACCCUGCUGGGCGCUAGCUUUGCGCUGGGUGCCGCUGCCGCUGUGCAGCCCAGCCUGCCGGCGCACGCCAACCGGCCGCUGUCGGCGGAGUGGGAGGUGGUGGACUUGCCGAUUGAGAAGGACGUGCUGCUCCUGGACGUUGCCUUCACAGGCACCGAGCCCAAUCAUGGCUUCCUGCUCGGCAGCCGGCAGACUCUGCUGGAGACCUUUGAUGGCGGCAAGACCUGGGAGCCACGCACUGUGGCGGCAGCGCGGGACGAGGGCUUCAACUUCCGCUUCAAUUCCAUCUCCUUCAAUGGCGACGAGGGGUGGAUCGUGGGCAAGCCCGCCAUCCUGCUGCACACCACCGAUGGUGGCAAGAGCUGGGAGCGGGUGCCACUGUCUGCCAAGCUGCCAGGUGCACCCGUGCUGAUCAGUGCUCUGGAUGGCCCAGGCUGCGCUGAGAUGACAACCGACCAGGCAACCCUGGGCGCCAUAUAUGUGACGAGCAACGGUGCCAUGAACUGGACGGCGGCAGUGCAGGAGACGGUGGAUGCCACGCUCAACCGCGUAAUCUCCUCGGGCAUCAGUGGUGCCUCCUAUUACGAGGGCUCCUUCUCCAACAUUUCGCGCAACACAGCCGGCGACUACGUGGCCGUCUCCUCGCGCGGAAACUUCUUCAUGACCUGGUCCCCGGGACAGACGUACUGGCGGCCGCACAACCGGCCCUCCACGCGGCGGCUGCAGAACAUGGGCUUCACGCCCGACGCCAAGAUCUGGCUGACCACCAAGGGCGGUGACGUGUACUACGUUGAUGGCAGUGGCGAGGGUGCUUUUGGCCAGGCCAAGAUUGCCAGCCGCGGUUUCGGUAUCCUGGACAUCAAGUUUGUGGAUGGCAAGAUUGGCUACGCCUGCGGCGGAAGCGGCUCGCUCUUUAAAACAGAGGAUGGUGGGCAGAGCUGGAAGCGUGAGCGUGCCGCCGACUCGCUGGCCGCCAACCUCUACGAGCUUGUCUUCACCCCUGGAGGCCUGGGCUUUGUGCUUGGCAACGACGGCGUGCUGCUGCGGGUAAGUGGCUGCAUGUGUUGGCAUGGGAUGGAUUUGUGCUGUGUUGGACUGCUUGUAGCUGUUCGUUGCCAAACCAAGGAGGGACUGCCUGCCUCUUCCUGCCUGCUGCAGCGCAUCAACCAAGCUGGAGGGGCAUGA